AUGGUCUUCUCAACCUGCUUCAACGGGUAUGAUGCAGGGAUCAUGACGGUUAUUCUGGCCGACAAGCAAUUCAUGGAAUACUAUAACAUCGAUGAAAACAGAUCUGGUCUUGUUGCAACGAUACCAUGGGCCAUGACAGGUAAUUUCGAGAUCUCCGACUGCAUUGAGGUCACGGCCAGAGUCGUCGAGGUUGUUCCAAACAACUUUGGAGUCCUAAUCCUGGGAAGACUUGUAACAGGUCUAGGUUUCGGGUGCGUCUAUAUUGCCACGAACCUCUACGUCGCGGAAUGUGCACCCACCAAACUUCGAGGCAGCUUCGUCGGAACGGUCGCGCAAUUCGGCUACCAACUAGGAAGUUUGAUUGCUUUCUGGACUGGGUACGGAAUGUCCUUCCACAAGUCACCCUAUAAUAUUGCCUGGCGUGUGUCGAACAUUGUCCAAAUCCCUAUUGGUCUGGCGUUUGUCGCGAUCUCGUUCUGGUACCCUGAAAGCCCACGAUUUGUGCUCGAGAAAUACCCCGAGACCCCUGAGCGGGCUCUUAAAGUCCUUAGUCGGCUGCGAUCUGGAGCACCAACGGACGAACGUAUCCGUACCGAGUUCCAUGAAUUAGUGGCCUCGUACGAGUUCCGCCGUCGCUAUGAGACGGGCUAUGUUGGUCUUCUCAAAGAUAAGACUAUGCGCAAGCGGCUGUGGUAUGAUCUUUAUGCUGCAGGUCUCCAGCAGCGCUCUGUUGAAAAAUUCGGUCGCCGGGGUCUCCUGCUUGCAGGAUUUGCGAUCCAAUCACUGGCUCUCUUGAUCAUGUCUUGUCUGACCACUGCUUUCCCGUCAAAAGGCAACAAAGCUGCUGCUAUUGUUGAAAUUGCUAUGCUUUUCAUUGUUGGGUUGACCUAUUGCUGGUCCAUUGGACCCAUUGCACCAACGGUGGUUACAGAGAUCUUUCCUCGGCAUGUGAGAGACAAGGGAUUUGGUCUUUCGAUGCUUGGUCAGACAUGCUGGCUGAUUCUACUCACACAAUCUUGGCCCUCCUUCAAUAAUAAAGUCGGUGACCACAGUUAUUGGCUCCUGUUUGGCUUGAAUUUGGCCGCUGGCAUCUCGGUUUAUUUCAUCCUUCCCGAGACCAAAGGCGUGUCCCUCGAGAGAAUGGACAAGAUCUUCGAAGGACCUGAUAAUGUCGAAGCCGGAGAAUUCGAGGGAACUUCCGAAAAACGUGAAGCGAUGGCCGUCAUGGACAAAGGAGACAAAGCGCCAACCGCUUAUGUAGAGGACGCGUCUCCAGCUCGUUCAUCUCAGGGACCGGAGAGAUCUUCUGUUUGA
Penicillium antarcticum is the source of this 1314-nucleotide messenger RNA. RefSeq lists its product as uncharacterized. The record is from RefSeq and is a predicted model, not a curated record. The coding region runs from base 1 to 1314 and encodes 437 amino acids. Gene Ontology annotation, cellular component: membrane. NCBI's taxonomy places the organism in Eukaryota, Fungi, Ascomycota, Eurotiomycetes, Eurotiales, Aspergillaceae. The transcript is spliced from 7 exons. Gene Ontology annotation, biological process: carbohydrate transport; transmembrane transport. Gene Ontology annotation, molecular function: carbohydrate:proton symporter activity.